GCGCGGGAUCGGCCGGAGGAGGAGGAAGAAGGAGAGGAAGGAAGGCGGGCGGGAGGAGGAUGAAGAGCACGGCGCCCCGCAGCACUUUGCGGAAAAUUUUAAAGAAGCACAAGCCGCAGUUACGCCUGGCGGCGAACGCCGACCUGCUGGUUCAUUUGAAUUUCUUAUUGUUUCUCCGUCGGCUAGCAGAAGAAGCCAGGACAAAUGCUUUUGAGAACAAAAGUAAAAUAAUAAAACCUGAGCACACCAUAUUUGCAGCGAAGGUUAUUUUAAAGAAAAGCAGAGGCUAGAAAACAGACCACUGGAAUUUUAAAACACAUUUUUCAAUGUUUUCUGACUAACUUGAGUUAUACCGUGAGCCAGCUUUAGCACUUUUGGAACUUGUGUAGUUUUGUUGACAUCUAUCUCCUGACUGACUAUCUUGCUGUUUCUUUAAAAAAAAAAUUAAAAAAAACUUAAAUUGUAUAUUUUCAUACACUUCAUGCAUAAUUUGAAUUUAUGUGUGUCACUUGUCA
Vidua macroura (Pin-tailed whydah) is the source of this 515-nucleotide messenger RNA. It is a transcript of the gene CENPW, whose product is annotated as centromere protein W. The transcript has 3 exons. Gene Ontology annotation, biological process: kinetochore assembly; chromosome segregation; mitotic cell cycle. The coding region runs from base 60 to 290 and encodes 76 amino acids. Lineage: Eukaryota; Metazoa; Chordata; Aves; Passeriformes; Viduidae. Gene Ontology annotation, molecular function: protein heterodimerization activity; DNA binding. The record is from RefSeq and is a predicted model, not a curated record. Gene Ontology annotation, cellular component: nucleoplasm; kinetochore.